Molecule: messenger RNA, 438 nt
Organism: Aspergillus mulundensis
Lineage: Eukaryota; Fungi; Ascomycota; Eurotiomycetes; Eurotiales; Aspergillaceae
Product: RidA family protein
Exons: 2
Coding region: 1-438 (145 amino acids)
Cellular component (GO): cytosol
Molecular function (GO): deaminase activity
Source: RefSeq, a predicted model, not a curated record
AUGUCUCACCUACAGUACUACGCAUACGAAGGCGUCGGAGUCCGGAACCGAAGCACAUUCAGCUACAACCAAGCCGUGAGAAUAGGAGACCGCAUCGAAUGCGCCGGGCAAGGCGGCUGGGACCCUGUGACCGGCGAAUUCGAAAAGGAAAUCAACGCGCAGAUCGACCUCGCCUUCGCCAACGUCGAGCACAACCUCAAGGACGCCGGAGGCAAGGGCUGGUCCCAGGUCUUCCGGGUGAACUCAUACCAUGUUCCUAUUAAUAACAAGGCGCUGGUUGCUAUGGUCCGCAACUUUCGGAAGUACAUGCCCGAUCACCAGCCCAUCUGGACUUGUGUCGGGGUGACGCGGCUUGGGAGUGAUGAUAUGCGAGUGGAUAUUGAGGUUGUGGCUCAUGAUCCGGAAGGGGCCAAGGCUGCUGGUUCUUCUGGGGCUUAG